Durusdinium trenchii is the source of this 1041-nucleotide messenger RNA. The record is from the annotation of a GenBank genome assembly. Lineage: Eukaryota; Dinophyceae; Suessiales; Symbiodiniaceae.
AUGGUGGCAGAGAAGCCCUCUAUUGCACAAACAUUGGCGGAUGCUUUAGCACCGGGCAGAAAGUACAGUACGCGCGGUGGAGUAUCGCCUGCUUGCAAAGUUCAUGAGUGGCAGGGAGACUUCUAUGGCCAACGUGCUUGGUUCAAGGUGACCAGCUGUGCUGGUCAUGUCUACUCCAUCGACUUCCCGCCGGAGUACAACAAUUGGGACAGAGUUGAUCCUCUGACCCUUUUUGACGCACCCACGAGGAAGGUGGAGGCCAAUCCCAAACUGAGGAUGCCCAAGCAUUUUCAGACAGAGGCCAAAGGAUGCACCUACUUAGUUCUGUGGCUGGACUGUGAUCGCGAGGGCGAGAAUAUUUGCUACGAGGUCAUGGAGAAUGCCAUCCCAAACAUGUCCACUUGGCACGGCGAGCAACAAGUCUGGCGGGCGCAGUUUUCAUCCCUGGCGCCCGUCGAUCUCAAGUGGGCGAUGGCAAAUCUUGGAUCUCCAAACAAAGCGAUGUCCGACUCCGUGGAUGCACGGGCAGAAAUGGAUUUGAAGCUUGGCUGCGCUUUCACGCGCUUCCAGACCAAGUUCUUCCAAGGGAAGUAUGGAGACUUAGACACGAACCUUGUAUCUUACGGGCCUUGUCAAACUCCAACACUUUGGUUCUGCGUUCAAAGAAGCGACGAGAUCAAUACAUUCCAACCGAAAACCUACUACACAGUGGAUGUGACCCUGUCCAAAGCUGGCCGCGAAUUGGCACUUCAGUGGGACAGAGAGCAAACCUUUGACAUGGGCGCUUGCAAAAAAAAGCAUGAGCCUGGUCCAAGAAGAUCAAGCAAAAGCUGUCGUGACAGACGUCACACAAAAAGAGGAUCGGAUGGCACGUCCACAAGCACUCAACACUGUUGCUAUGCUGAAGAUGGCAAGUACGAGGCGAGCGUUCUGAAUAGCACAGGGGUCAGGCGGUUAUAUAUAAUAGGGGAGCGAAUCUCCUCUAUAAACCAUGGACCUGUGGGGGUCCAUUUGGGGCAUUCUAUACAGGGUAUGCUAUAG